Molecule: messenger RNA, 600 nt
Organism: Monoraphidium neglectum
Lineage: Eukaryota; Viridiplantae; Chlorophyta; Chlorophyceae; Sphaeropleales; Selenastraceae
Product: Isochorismatase domain-containing protein 2
Exons: 7
Coding region: 1-600 (199 amino acids)
Source: RefSeq, a predicted model, not a curated record
AUGGCCGCGCUUGCUGCACGCGCGGCGCUGGGCAACCUGAGCGCCAACUCAACAGCCCUGCUUGUCUGCGACAUCCAGGAGCGCUUCCGCCCCGUCAUCAGCGGCUUCCCAGCGGUGCGUGGCGCCAAUGUCAUCGGCCUUCCAGUCGUUGUCACGGAGCAGUACCCCAGCAAGCUGGGGGCCACUGUGUCCGAGCUGAAGGAGGUGCUGCCCCCUGCAGCACCAGUGGUGGCCAAGACGCUCUUCAGCAUGCUGACGCCGGAGGUCGACGAUUUCCUGACAACGAACACAGCAAUCAAGCAGCUGCUCAUCUGUGGUAUAGAGACCCACGUGUGUGUGCUGCAGACCAGCCUGGACCUGCUUGAGCGUGGCUACGAGGUUCACGUGCUGACAGAUGGCGUCAGCAGCCAGCGCACCACCGACAGGGAGGCAGGCCUGGUGCGCAUGGCUCAGAGCGGUGCAUUUCUCGUGUCAAGCGAGAUGGCCCUCUUCCAGCUCAUGAAGGAUGCCAAGGCCUUGGGGUUCAAGGAGGUCAGUGCACUUGUGAGGGAGCCGCGGCCGGAGAUACUGCAGCUGCCAGGAAUUUCGAUGCGAGUGUGA